This is a messenger RNA of Bathycoccus prasinos, 639 nucleotides long. RefSeq lists its product with no specific name. The transcript has a single exon. Gene Ontology annotation, cellular component: nucleolus. Bases 1 to 639 code for a protein of 212 amino acids. Lineage: Eukaryota; Viridiplantae; Chlorophyta; Mamiellophyceae; Mamiellales; Bathycoccaceae. The record is from RefSeq and is a predicted model, not a curated record. Gene Ontology annotation, biological process: ribosomal large subunit biogenesis.
AUGGGUUCCUCUCGCCGAAGGAAGAAAAAACACAAAUCCUCCUCCUCGUCGGUAAAAGUUGGAAAACUGUCGCAGACGAGACAGUUCGUGGCGGUGAAAUCCGUGAAACUUCCAUCAUCCGGAGCAGAGCACGCGAAAGAGAGUGAGGAGAACGAAACGAGUUGGAAUAAAGAGACGUCGUGCGUGAAUAACUAUUCCAGGAACGGCCUGGUCUCGAACGCGAACAGGUUUUAUUACGUGGGCGGGAGGAACGCGCUGGCAGAUAACGUGAAGAAUGUGGACGACGACGAGAAUGCGAACGCGAGAAAGAGGAAAGCAGCGGACAAAACGUUGACCGAGAACGCAGAUCGGGACGAGUUGAGGAAAGCCGUCGGCGAGAGGAGUUCCUCAGGCAUCGCGAAACCGAAACGAUUGACGCCGAGACAGAAGAGAAUCUGCGAACUGUUGAUGUCAAAACACGGCAAAGACGUGGAAAAGAUGUUUCGAGAUAUUAAAGCGAACGCGUUGCAGAAAACCAGAGGGGAAUUGAAACGCAUGCUCGAGAGUUACGAGCAUUACGAGGACGAAAACGGAGGAGACCGAAUACGCGUAGAUUUUCGCGCACCGAAGAAACGACUGUCGAUUAAGCGAGCCUUUUAA